CGUGCAGCGAUGCUGUAGAUGCGGCAGAGUGGAGAAGACACUGUUUGAUACUGAAUGCAGCAGCCGGGGAGGAUAACAACAUCCUGACAGACAGACACCGCGGAGGACACCGACACUUCACUCUACAGCAGUCAGUACAGAGAGCUGGUAUGGACAACAGGGCAUUGGAACCCGAGUGUGAGUAUCCCAAUGGAGGAGUAUGUAUCCCCAUGGAGGAGGCCAUCGUGUGUAAUGGAGGCGGCCAGCCUCAGCAGCACCUGAAGAAGGUUGAAAACCAGAUCACUGAAGCACAGCGCUUCUCCCACCUACCCAAACGAUCAGCGGUGGACCUGGAAUUCAAUGACCUUUCCUACACCAUCCAGGAGGGGCCGUGCUGGAGGAGGAGAGGUUUCAAAGCCUUGCUGAAGUGCCUGUCUGGAAGGUUCUGCAGUCGGGAGCUGAUAGGAAUCAUGGGGCCCUCUGGGGCCGGAAAGUCCACCUUAAUGAACAUUCUGGCUGGAUACAGGGAAACAGGGAUGAAGGGUCAGAUCCUGGUAAAUGGGAAACCCAGGGAUCUGAGGAAAUUCAGGAAAAUGUCCUGCUACAUCAUGCAGGAAGACAUGCUGCUGCCACACCUCACUGCACGAGAGGCCAUGAUGGUUUCAGCCAACUUAAAGCUGGAUGAAACUAUGGAUGUGAAGAAAGAACUGGUGAAUGAGAUCCUCACUGCAUUAGGGCUCCUUGACUGUGCUCACACUCGUACCAGCUCGCUGUCUGGUGGUCAGUGUAAAAGGCUGGCCAUCGCCCUUGAACUGGUCAACAAUCCUCCAGUCAUGUUCUUCGAUGAGCCCACCAGUGGCUUAGACAGCGCAUCAUGCUACCAGGUGGUCUCACUAAUGCGCUCUCUGGCUCUGGGUGGACGCACCAUCAUCUGUACCAUCCACCAACCUAGUGCCAAACUGUUUGAGAUGUUUGACAAGCUUUACAUUCUCAGUCAGGGACAGUGUAUCUACAAAGGCACAGUCCCUUACCUCAUCCCCUACCUGAAGACUCUGGGCCUUUACUGUCCAACCUACCACAACCCUGCAGACUUCAUCAUUGAAGUGGCAUCUGGAGAGUAUGGGGACUUGAACCCUGUGCUAUUUGAGGCCGUCCAAGGUGGGAUGUGUGCGUUAGAGGAGAAGAAGAACCAAUGUGACAAUGGCCCGUCAGUCUGUGCAACAAAGUGCCCAAUGGAUGCCGGACACAUAGAGAGCCAUACUUUUGCCACAAGCACACUAACUCAGUUCUGUAUCCUCUUCAAGAGAACAUUCAUAACCAUAUGUCGAGACCAGGUUUUGACCCACCUCAGACUGAUGUCCCACAUCGCCAUAGGUGUGUUAAUAGGCCUGCUCUAUCUGAACAUUGGCAAUGAUGCCAGCAAGGUCUUCAACAACACCGGGUUCCUCUUCUUCUCUAUGCUCUUCCUCAUGUUUGGAGCGCUCAUGCCAACCGUGUUAACCUUUCCUCUGGAGAUGUCUGUGUUCCUGAGGGAGCAUCUUAACUACUGGUACAGCCUGAAGGCCUACUACCUGGCCAAGACCAUGGCAGAUAUCCCAUUCCAGGUUAUCUGCCCCAUCAUGUACUGCAGCAUCGUGUACUGGAUGACGGAGCAGCCUCCUGAGGCCAGCCGCUACCUGCUCUUCAUAGCCCUGUCCACCUGCACUGCCCUGGUAGCCCAAUCCCUCGGCCUUCUGGUCGGGGCCGCCUCCAGCUCACUACAGGUAGCAACAUUUGUUGGACCCGUCACAGCGAUCCCAGUGCUGCUUUUCUCUGGAUUCUUUGUCAACUUUGACACAAUCCCCAAGUAUCUGCAGUGGAGCUCCUAUGUGUCUUAUGUCAGGUAUGGCUUUGAGGGGGUGAUCCUGUCCAUCUAUGGGAUGAAUCGGUCAGAGCUGGAGUGUCCUGGUAAAGUGUGUAAGUUCCAAAAGCCUGAAGAGGUUCUGCAGUUAUUGGAUGUGGAAGAUGCAAAGCUCUACAUAGAUUUCAUUGUCCUGGGCGUUUUCUUCAUCAUCCUACGGCUGGCCACCUACCUAGUCCUCCGCUACAAGGUCAAGUCUGAGCGAUAGGUUUUUUCGCUUGGCUCGGCUUCCAAAUCUCAAGGCCCUGCUUAAUGCCAUCCCAGCCCUGGUCUCUUUUCUGUGCACAGACAACAACCUCUCAUAUGGGAAUUUGUUUCAUUUCAUUUUACACAUUGCUGCUAAAAGGGCAUAACAUAAAUUCUGAUCUGUUCUACUGCCAACAACAGUGCAGUGACUGAUGAGAGUCAUCUUAUGAAUCUACAUACUUCUGUUUUACCUCAGAUAUCAGGACUUUACUUUUGUGCAUAAAAGCCAGAUCAGCAACGAGGUGGGCAAAGAGACUGAGCCAGAUUCAGCAGCAUUUACUGUAUGUUUCAUAUUCCUGCAGAAUUGUUUUGAGAAAGAGGCAAAUGUAAUGCAGUAGCACUUAUUGGAUUGGACGUGCCUGUUUAUUCUACACUGUGUGCUGCCAUUCUAACAGUGUAAGGACUUUGGUCCAUCAAACUGCCCCCUUGGAAAAUAAAUACAAACAGUAAGAGAGUGUUUACAUUGCUCUAUUUGUAAAAAAAAAAAAAAAAAACACAUCAAGGACCAAUGGUGAAAGAAGUGCGAUGCAUUUUGCCUGAAAGAGUGAAUACUGGAGGAAAGUAGUUUGGGGGUUUUUACCAUAUAUUUUUUGUCAUAUGACAUAACUUGGUUGACAGUUCGGAGUCUCAAAACAUUUACUUCCUGCAUAUGAAAAUAAAAUCUUUGUUUAAGCUAGAUUGUUUUUUAACAUGUUGAUAGUUGUAAAUUAAGCCUUAUCAUGAUUGUCUACUGAAAUUUGGUAUUUUUUUGUACUUCCACAAUAUAACCUGAAAUCUUAAAAAUCUCAAUUGAAAUAAGAACUUGUUCAGCCUUAAUCAUUUUAUACUGUACUGUAUUAUCUUUAGUAUUAUAUGCAUUAUAUAGAUGUAUUUAAGCUAAAUAUUUGAAUUAAUGUAUCAUUUUUUCCUUUGUGUCCACACUACAUCCACUCAUGUCACAAGGACACAACAUGCAGUUAUGUUUGGUGCCACCUGAAGUUUCUUCUGUUUAAAAAAAAAAAAAAGAAAAAAAGUCUGGACUGCACAUCAUGAAAAUACUGAGCACUUGGAGAACAACCAAAGAAAAAUUAUUAUAACUGGAAGUAUGCUCACAUUUUAUUUACAGUGUAUCGACAGUCUUUCUGAUGUUUUUUCAUGACCACUUUUAUUUCAAUGCAUUCUCUUUUGAAACAUUUAUUUUGGAGUUUAACUGUACUGUACAGAUAUGUAAAGUGUCAGAUAUUCCAAUAAACACUGAUCUAACUAGUUCAA
Molecule: messenger RNA, 3376 nt
Organism: Centropristis striata (black sea bass)
Lineage: Eukaryota; Metazoa; Chordata; Actinopteri; Perciformes; Serranidae
Product: ATP-binding cassette sub-family G member 4-like
Exons: 15
Coding region: 150-2087 (645 amino acids)
Cellular component (GO): plasma membrane
Molecular function (GO): ATP hydrolysis activity; ATP binding; ABC-type transporter activity
Source: RefSeq, a predicted model, not a curated record